CUACCUCAUUCGAACCCCUGUAGUUCAACGAAUCAGUUGUCAAGAUAGCAUUAACAAUGCGCACCCUAAUAAGCUACCUAAUUGUGACGUGCACAGUCGGGUUAGUCGCAACAAUCUCAAGUCCCGAACUUGAUCCCAACUCUAUCGACUGGAGUACGGUUCGGACUCUAAGGGAAACGGACAAAUUCCGAGCGAAAUUCGGCCUCCCUCCGCUGAGCGACGAUGAAAUCCGCAAACCUCGUAUCUCCGGAGGAACCAUCGCUUCACCAACAGAUAUUCCAUGGGCUGCCGGUGUGUUGAUCCACGGAGGCACCUCCGGACACAGCUUCUGCAGUGGUGUGCUGAUCUCCAAGCGCUACGUACUGACGGCUGCCGUUUGUAUUUCCGGUGAGAGCACCCUGACCGUAAUGCUGAACUCCGCAGACAUGAAAAACAUUGGCACCCUGAUCAGCGUAUCGCAUAUCAACCCCCAUCCAAACUAUAGUUGGCUUUUGGGACGAGAUGACAUCGCUCUUCUUACUCUGAGCCGUGACGCACCAGUGGACGAUGUUACGAUUCGCCCGGUUCAGAUGCCACGGCGGUCGGAUGUUGGUAAGAGCUUCGUCGAUUGGACUGCAACGACCGCCGGUUGGGGUAACACCGGAAACCGAGAUAACGAACCAAUCCCAACACAGUUUUUGCAGUUUGCAGUGGAUAGGGUCUCGUCGAACUUGUCGUGUCAAUUGUCGUAUACUUGGAUCCGCAGUACACACAUCUGUGUAGCUACGAACAAUGGAGGACCGUGCAAUGGUGACGAAGGUGGUCCGGUAACAGUUCGUGAGGCAGGAAGGACCUACCUUAUUGGCAUCCAUUCGUUCCACUUCAAUGGAAUUUCGGGAUGCGAUCGUGGACGUUCGGCUGUGCAUACUCGCAUUACGGAGUACCUCGACUGGAUUGAGGAGAACUCCGAUGUGGUAGUUCCGGAGUGAUCAUCUUUUUU
Messenger RNA from Ochlerotatus camptorhynchus, 979 nucleotides. RefSeq names its product collagenase-like. Lineage: Eukaryota; Metazoa; Arthropoda; Insecta; Diptera; Culicidae. Gene Ontology annotation, molecular function: serine-type endopeptidase activity. The transcript is spliced from 3 exons. The record is from RefSeq and is a predicted model, not a curated record. Gene Ontology annotation, biological process: proteolysis. The coding region runs from base 57 to 968 and encodes 303 amino acids.